AUGUCCGACCUCGACUCGCUUGUUGACGAACAAGAACACGCUGAGGAGGCGCACGUUAAGCUCCGCACCCAGUCUACCGACGACGGCGAUCGCUCCCUCCUCCAGAAUGAAGACCGUCGCAAAGACAACCUCAAGGAUCGCUUUAUCGGCGCCAUCGACACGGGCACCACCAGCACCCGUUUCAUUAUCUUUGACUGCACCGGUGUGCCCAUCUGCAAAUACCAGACUGAAUUUCGUCAGAUCCACGAGCAUUCAGGAUGGCACGAACAAGACCCCUUCGAACUGGUCGAUUCCGUCUAUACCUGUAUUGAAGAGGCGAUGAAGGAAUUCCUCGCCCUCGGUCACGCCGCGACCGAUAUCGAGGCCAUUGGCAUCACCAGUCAACGAGAAACCACCAUCUGCUGGGAUUGGGAGACGGGUGAGCCCCUGCACAAUGCCAUUGCCUGGCCCGACACUCGGACCACCGGUCUCGUGCGCGAACUCAAAGAACAGCCUGGUUCCGAGGAGCUGUCCAAUAUCUGCGGUCUGCCCCUGUCCACAUACCCCUCCUCGGUCACCUUGGUCUGGAUGCUCCGCAAUCUUCCCGAAGUCAAAAAGGCCUACGACGAAGGCCGACUUGCCUUUGGAACCCCUGACGCCUGGCUGUUAUAUAACCUGAACGGCGGCCCGGAGGGUGGCCGCCUGGUCACGGACGUCACGAAUGCGUCCCGAACCAUGUUUAUGAGUCUCGAAACCUUGGAUUAUGAUGAUCGCCUAUUAAACUUCUUCGGAAUUGACCGAAACAAGAUCAGACUCCCCAAGAUUCUUCCGUCAUCCGACCCCGAGGGGUACGGGUGCGUCCGAUUCGGGCCGCUGGACGGUAUCCCGAUCACCAGCUGUCUCGGCGAUCAGUCGUCCGCCCUCGUCGGUCACUGCGCCUUCACUCCUGGAACGGCGAAGAACACGUACGGCACCGGUUGUUUCCUUCUCUACAAUGUGGGCGAGAAACCCGUCAUCUCCAAGCACGGGUUGCUGGCGACCGUUGGUUUCCAGCUCGGUAAAAACCGGAAACCCGUUUAUGCGCUGGAGGGUAGCGUGGCGGUGGCCGGAAGUGGUGUCUCUUUCCUCAUGAACAAUAUGGGUUUCUUCCGUGAUUCGCGCAAGGUCAGCGAGGUCGCCGCCACCGUUCCCGACAGCGGAGGUUGUGUCUUCGUCACCGCGUUCAGUGGUCUCUUCGCGCCGUACUGGAUUGAUGAUGCGAAGGGAACAAUCUUUGGUAUUACGCAACACACUCAGCGUGGACACAUCGCCCGAGCAACAAUGGAAGCCGCCUGUUUCCAAACCAAGGCCAUCUUGGAUGCCAUGGAGAUGGACAGUGGACAUAAAUUGUCGGAAUUGGCCGUGGAUGGAGGCAUGAGCAAUUCCGACAUCUGUAUGCAGACCCAAGCAGAUAUUAUCCAAAUCCCCGUCGAACGACCCGCGAUGCACGAGACCACCGCCCUGGGCGCCGCCAUCGCCGCCGGGUUCGCCAUCGACGUGUGGAAAGAGUUCAGCGAACUCAAGGACAUGAACCGCGCGAACCGCACCACGUUCAAGCCCAACAUCUCCCCCGCCCAGAGCCGCAAGCUGUACAACCGGUGGUCGAAGGCGGUGCAGAUGUCCCGAGGGUGGGUUGACACGAAUGACGAGGAUGAAGAGUGA
Molecule: messenger RNA, 1680 nt
Organism: Aspergillus terreus NIH2624
Lineage: Eukaryota; Fungi; Ascomycota; Eurotiomycetes; Eurotiales; Aspergillaceae
Product: glycerol kinase
Exons: 4
Coding region: 1-1680 (559 amino acids)
Biological process (GO): triglyceride metabolic process; glycerol-3-phosphate biosynthetic process; glycerol metabolic process
Cellular component (GO): mitochondrion
Molecular function (GO): glycerol kinase activity
Source: RefSeq, a predicted model, not a curated record